GGAACAACCCGUGAGAACCAUUCUAGCCAGCAAGUUGUACAGUCAUGCCCCCCAACCGCGAGCCGUUGGCCCGCUCAGGAGCACUCGAUGACCUGGAAUGGCGUGAUUUGACACCCGUGAUCGGAAGGGAGUUCCCCAAAGCACAACUCAAGGACAUCAUGACUAGCGACGCAAUGCUCCGCGACCUCGCUAUCAAUGUCUCGGAGAGAAAUGUGGUGUUUUUCCGGAAUCAGACGAUCAACGCCAGCGACAUGAAAAUAAUCGCUCAAAAACUCGGGGAACUAACAGGGAAGCCCCCGACGUCCAAGGUGAGUGAGUGUGCCUGUCACCAACUGCUCAUUUUCAACCCCAGUUGCACUAAGCGCGAACAGUUGCACCGCCAUACCCUCUCCAACAGCAAGAGGGGCGACGAGACAGACGAAGGCACCGUGGACGACGAGGUUACCGUCAUCUCCAACAAGACCGGAGCCGAGUUCUUCCACGAAGAGCCGGAUCGUCUUGCUAGCGAGGGCUGGCAUUCGGACAUUAGCACGGAAAGGAUCCCUUCCGACUAUGCCAUAUUCAAAAUGCGCAAGCUUCCCAAUGAUUCGGGUGCAGGGGGCGACACCCUGUGGGCGUCGGGGUAUGAGGCCUUUGACCGUCUCUCAAAGCCUUUGAAGCGUCUCGCCGAGGGCCUGACAGCUACGCAUUUCGACGACGUUUUAUGCGACAUCGGCCGCAAGACCCCAGAGAAGAUGUUAUCAGAGAACAGAGGAUCCCCUGAGAACCAUGGUCUGGACUUUGAGGUGUCCCACCCCGUUGUCAGAACGAAUCCAGUAACGAACUGGAAGUCACUUUAUGGGGCUUGUGGACAGAUCGCACCUGGCAAGAUCGAUGGAGUUCCCAGCCGCGAAAGCGAUAUGUUGAAGCAAUUCUUUCUCGACCUCAUUGCCAUGAAUCACGACCUCCAAGUUCGGUGGCGUUGGUCCGAGAAUGAUGUGGCUAUUUGGGACAAUGAUUACUGCGGCUUGCGGUUGGCACAGAGGGUCGCCUCUGUUGGAGAGAAACCCUACUAUGACCCAUCGUCUGUCUCGCGUAGGGAACAUCUCAGACGACAAUCCGAGGCAGAGAAAACAAAGGUUUGA
Messenger RNA from Colletotrichum destructivum, 1124 nucleotides. Its product is annotated as Putative TauD/TfdA-like domain, taurine dioxygenase TauD-like superfamily. Gene Ontology annotation, cellular component: cytoplasm. Bases 45 to 1124 code for a protein of 359 amino acids. The record is from RefSeq and is a predicted model, not a curated record. Gene Ontology annotation, molecular function: 2-oxoglutarate-dependent dioxygenase activity. NCBI's taxonomy places the organism in Eukaryota, Fungi, Ascomycota, Sordariomycetes, Glomerellales, Glomerellaceae. The transcript has 5 exons.